Rhodamnia argentea is the source of this 1201-nucleotide messenger RNA. Its product is annotated as ubiquitin domain-containing protein 7SL RNA1-like. The transcript has a single exon. Lineage: Eukaryota; Viridiplantae; Streptophyta; Magnoliopsida; Myrtales; Myrtaceae. Gene Ontology annotation, cellular component: cytosol; nucleoplasm. The record is from RefSeq and is a predicted model, not a curated record. Gene Ontology annotation, biological process: proteasome-mediated ubiquitin-dependent protein catabolic process. The coding region runs from base 251 to 967 and encodes 238 amino acids. Gene Ontology annotation, molecular function: proteasome binding; polyubiquitin modification-dependent protein binding; ubiquitin binding.
UGUACCUCACGGGGCCGUUGCGCACAUUGAAGAGAUCCUUCAUGAGAUGGAAACAUCUUCAACUACACAAAGGGUGGAUCCUCAUGCAAAAUGGCUCAGAUACACUAAGAUCAUGACUCAUACUUAUCGGAUUUUCUUUCCAUAUAAGCGUCCGUUCCACUUCUCUGUCAUUAAUUCAAUCUUGUGACCAUAAUAAGCAUUGAGACUCAGCUUCAUCACGCAUCAUUUUCCCGCCCGUUUUCCUCGAAAAAUGGAGGUUUUCGUCGAGCCCCAAGAAGGAAGUCCUUUCUGCAUUCGAAUUGGUUGCUCGGACACGGUCCUGGAGAUCAAAGCAAAGAUCGAAAAACACCGAGGAAUACCCGUCUAUAGACAAACUUUGGUCUUCGACAACGAGACCCUCGACGACGAGCUCGAUGUUGAGGGCUGCAACAUCCUAGAUGGCUCCCGCGUCUGGCUCAUUGUCGCGCCUGAGCCGCCUCAAUCUGCUAAAAUUGAGUUAUGUGUGGGGACGCUGCCAUCCGUAAUGCGGCUCCCCAUAGAAGUUCAAGUGAAUGACCCUGUGAAACGCUUGAGAGAGGUUGUCCGGUCCCUGGAAGACGUCUCUCUUGAGCGGGUGAAGCUGUAUGCGGAUGGAACUGAACUUGAAGAUGGUCGCCGGAUAUGCGAUUACGAGCUUCAGGAUAAUUCCAGUGUGGACGUGCGCAUCAAGCCUCCGAAGUUCAUGGUGAUGGUGUUGCCGUGGAAAGCCGACCUCAAAGUAGCGGUGGAAGUGAAACAGUUGGAUAAAGUAAAAGUCCUGAGGAAGGAGCUCGAGAAGCUGCAGCCGAGCCUGGAGCUCGAUCUUCCCUCGGAGGGGUACUUUUUCAUACAUAACCAGAGUGGGAUGGACGAAGAUAAGUCGUUCCAAUGGCACGGCGUCGAGAUGGGCGACACUAUUGAGGUUUUCAGGGGGACGAUUUCGCGAUGAGGCCUGGUUUUCGCAUCCAAUGGGCGGUUUCACUGGGAGAUCUAGAGCAUGAUGACAAUAAAGUUCUUAGUAUGAAUACAGGUUAAAAGUCAGGUCUAGUGACAAAUGCAAUUCCCUCUUACCUUUUAUGUCGGCGUUAUCAGGUUUUCUAGGUUCCAUUCUACUUUCUUCCUUUUCCAUUUUUGUGGUCGUUAUUACUCUCUUCUUAUAUAAGUGUCGUUAAGAACAUCAUUU